AUGGCAGAUAAUCUAGACCCCCUCGAGCCCUCUCCGUACAAGACCCUCAACGUUCUCAAAGAUGCUCCGCUCUCAACCAUCAGGAGCGCUCAUCGGAAGCUUGUACUGCUGUACCAUCCUGACAAGGUGCAAAAUGAAGACGAGAAGAAGACAAAGGCCGAGCUAUUUCACCAAGUGCAACAAGCUUAUGAGAUAUUGAGCGAUGACAACAGGAGGCGGCGUUGGGAUGACCGAGCCAGGUUGGCAGAGCUUCGAGCUGAGAUCCUGGAAGAAAGACCUCGGCCGCCACCCCGAAGAUCUGAGACCUUUGCGGCCCCAAGAACCGCACAGCCUCCUGUGUUUGAGGUUCGUGGUGGAAGAGUCUACGAAGAAAGAGUUCCAAAAUCCGCGCGAGCCUACACGGAAGAUUUCGGCUCUCCUUUUGCAGAAGCAAGACCAUCGUCCAGGAAAUAUGAGGAUACCUAUGAUGAGACGCCAUCGAGGAAGACAUCCGGACGAGGCCCAGAUGAUAGGAGACGGCAUACUGUGGAAGACGAACGUUGGGAAAGGAAGGAGCGGGAGAAGCGGGAAAAGGCUGAGGAGAAGAAACGAAGGGAGCGACGAGAUGCAGAACGAGCUAGAGAUCGAAGGAGGGAUCUUGAAGCAAAGUCUCGGAGUCAAAGAGCCUACGUAGAAGAAGAGUCUUCAGACUCUGAGCCCGGCGACUCCUACUUCCCCCGCGCAUCAGAACCCAAAUCAAAGCGAAGGGAUGAAGAUUCUAGGAGAUAUCGUGAAGAGCCAUCCAGGAUGUAUGGCAGAAAAGGGAAUCCUCGGUCCAGUGACGAAGCUCUAGAACGUAAAGAGAAUGCGGCCUAUGAAUACAUGCGUAGGUCAAGUGAGCAAGUCGAUCUUGACACACGACAUUCAGGAAGGAAGCGAGCAGACUCAUACCGGGAUCAAGUACCAAUGUCGCCCCCUCUUACACCUGUUGAUGGUGGCCGACGUUCUUCGGGUGAUGACGGGAGGAAAGCGACAAAAGGCACUCAUUCUAGCAGACCGCCCAGCCCGGUAAGAAAGUCCACGAAGGGAAAACCUAAGAUCGAGAUCAUGGAGCCUCCUCCAGUACGAAAGCCGAACAUGCCAGUCGCAUCGUCUGAUCGCAGCUACCUCCAGAAAAUGGCAUCGUCAAAAGGCAGAGGCGAACCUCAACGAUCUGCUACGGAUGUGCCGCCAAAGAAGUUCGCCCAUCCAGGACUGUCACGUUCAGAGACUAUGCCUAUUGACAACAUGCGGCGAGGUGCUUCGCAGCCCUCUAAACACAAGAAGACUCUUGACCCGAGUGACAUUAGCUCAGAAAGCUCGAGUGGAAGCGACACUGAAUCAGAUGAUGACGUUCCUCCACCCCCUCCACCUCCUCGAAGACCUCAGCCGCAAGCUCGGCAGCAGUCUACGAGAUACCGAGUAGCUCUUGGGGAGGAAGACCGAUCUUCACGUACAGUCUACGUAUCACCAGAUGAGAUGCCUCAUUCGCGAGACGAUUCGCCCAAGAAUCCACGUCGUGCAACAACUGACCGUCCUGACCGUCACACCCCUCGGCCUUCACCAAUUGCACGUGCGGCUACCUUCCAGGAGCGACCCUCAACUCGCAACAACUACGGCAGCUAUCGUGAAGAGUCUCCGCGUCUCAAGACACACCAAUCGGCGCGUGGGGAAAAGAGCCUAUUUGGUGAAGUUACUCAAGAGGAACCCUCGCCGAAGGCUACACCAAAGUUUUUCCCCAUUUCAAAAGACGAUCGCGAUGAUAGAAGCUAUUCUAGGAGAGGUUCGAAGGAUGUGGAUAAGGACUAUUCUCCGAGGUCGCACCAGAAAGCUCAUCGGCGACCACACGCAAGGGAGAUCUCUACAUAG
Molecule: messenger RNA, 1887 nt
Organism: Bacidia gigantensis
Lineage: Eukaryota; Fungi; Ascomycota; Lecanoromycetes; Lecanorales; Ramalinaceae
Exons: 1
Coding region: 1-1887 (628 amino acids)
Biological process (GO): cristae formation
Source: RefSeq, a predicted model, not a curated record